CGCUUAACCAAUAGAAUAUUGCCUGUUAAAAAUUGCACUGAUUAUAAACACACCGGUGUCCUUCAUUAAGUCCAAUCAGAGAGUAAUUGUGAAUCGGGUAGUCUGUCUAUAGGCCUGAACUGCGUUCUCAAUUUUGAGCUUUUGUAGCCCUCCAGUUCGAAAAAUAUAAGCGCAUUCUUUUCCCUUUUCGAUCCAAAUUAACUAUCUAGUAGGCUAUAAUGCUUCGUCCUGGACUAAAGGCAACUGUAGGUGUUGUGGUGUUUUCCAUCGUCCUUUUUGUUGGUGUUAGGCCUACUGGACUAUGCAGCGUUUCACACUGUACCAAUGCCAGCACCUGUAGGCUUGUUCCAUCUGCUGAUGGACAGGUCUGUAAGUGUGUCAUGGGAUACUAUGGAGAUCUAUGUGACAAAGUUGCUUCGAUGAAAGUAAUGUGCGGAAAGAACUUCAUUACCAUCACAGUCAUCGAGGAUUUUUUCAAGUAUUACAACGUGCCAGUGAAGUCUCUGCACUUGGCAAACACAAGCUGCAGAGCACAUAAGGAAGUGAUCGCUGGUGUUCCAUACUACAUAGUGCGCACACCCAAAGACCAGUACGCUGCCUGUGGAGGCAAACCUCUGGAGAAAAAUAUCACACACAUUGCAUAUUCCCUAACACUGAUGUCAGACCCAAAUGUACAUGAGAAUAUCAUCAGAGAUCCAACUGUGAAAAUUGAUUACACAUGUGUGUAUCCAUAUAUGCGAGCAGUCAGCCUACCCUUUCCCAUCCACCCCUUCUCCAGUGAGACAGAGGUGCGGGUUGAUGAGUUGGAUGCAAAGGUUGAAAUGACCUUGUUUAAAGACCGCACCUUCACGGAUGCCUUCAGCAGUGCUCCGUCAAUUCACCUGAGGGACAAGGUGUAUGUGCAGGUGUCUGUCACAGAGCCCAAGGAUUUCUUCCUGUUGAACGUAAAUGAGUGUUGGGCUUCACAGUCACCAGAGCACAACGAAACAACAGGCUUGACUCAUGCAUUGCUUCUGAAUGGGUGCGCCAAUGAUGAGACUGUCAUUUUUGAAACCGGGACUAAACGUGAAAAGACUGGAAAUGGCAAAAGUUCCACAGUACGCUACUCUUUCAGUAUGUUCCGCUUUGUGGAUGAGCCGAGUGUUGUCUACCUCCACUGCAAGGUGCAUAUUUGUGCUCCAGAUGAGGAUGAACCAUGCAGACCAAAUUGUAAAAGCAUCACUAAGCGAGAAGCUGUAAGGGCAGACCCAACCCAAGGUCUUCUGUCUUAUGGGCCCAUUAAAAUUGACAACACAGAACCUUCCACACAACAAUCUAGGCUGGUGCUUAUGCUGAUGCUUCCUGUGGGCGCUAUCUGGGUCCUGGGGUUGUUUCUGCUAAUCCUCAUCACCUUUGCCAAGGCUGGAGCCAGAAGACAGUCUUCAAUUUCAACUAUAGAUGGCUGAAAUAAAAUAUGUAUUUACUUU
This is a messenger RNA of Sardina pilchardus (European sardine), 1466 nucleotides long. RefSeq names its product zona pellucida glycoprotein d (gene zpd). The record is from RefSeq and is a predicted model, not a curated record. Gene Ontology annotation, biological process: neutrophil migration. Bases 219 to 1445 code for a protein of 408 amino acids. The transcript has 9 exons. Gene Ontology annotation, cellular component: apical plasma membrane; cell surface. NCBI's taxonomy places the organism in Eukaryota, Metazoa, Chordata, Actinopteri, Clupeiformes, Clupeidae.